GGCUUUUGUGGGCUGUUCGGUUCGCCCGCCUCAGCGCCUGGCUGCACAGCUCCCGACCUCUGCUGCGGCCGUGGCCAGGCACGGAGCGUUAUCACCCCCGGGCGCUCCCAAGGGUACGGGGAAAUCCGUGCGCUUUCCUCACGAGGAGCUUCCCCUUGCUGAAAAUUGCGUGUCAGUGGACAGCCUGCCAGGUUCGUUACAGCAGCAUUCUCAUCUAACGCGUAGUCGGGACUGUUAGAGAAAUAAUCGCUGGCGACAGGCCUCGCAAGGAAACACAGAGCAAAGUGUGUGAUGGCGUAGCUCUGCGUUAGAGCUUCUCGCGCUGGGGUGUAAGUGCCACACAGAGUAAUGCUGACUGCAGUGUGGCUGGUGGUGGUGAUCGUGUCUGGUUUUGCACCUGAAAGUUCAUCUGCUGUGUUUCAGUUCCUUUUGUAAACUUCUUCUAAUAUAAAGAGAUUACUAGUACCUAUUCUGUAUAACAGGAAACUGGAUAAAGAAAGCGUUGUACUUCAUUGCAUGGUGCUGGAGACUGAAGGAUUUUCCCCCCAGCAGAUAAUAACAGCCUCCUUUACCAAUAGGGUACAGCUAUGGAUAAAGGACACAGGAACUCCUACAUAGUCCAUUAGUUUUUGCCUCUGGAACUCAUCACUGAAUUGGUCCGUAUCUCAGGAACGGUCUGGUGUGACGCUUCCAAAAUCAGCAUCAUUUAACAGAGGAAAAACUUUUUAUCUUAUUAGCAAUGCAGUAACAUGUAGAAGAGCACCUGCCUUGGGAUUUAAUUAUUUGUAAGGAUUGUAUUCUGUGUUGGCAACAGCACAGAACUGCAACAUCAUACUUUUCUAUCACGGGAUGAUUUAGAAAACACAUUAGUACUGCUGGCUGGAAGAAACAUCGUAAGAUGCUCAGAUGACACUUUGUCUCUUCCACCAAUCUGUGAGGUUGUUUUCUACCCAUGUGAUACCACUCACUUGAGUGCUCAGGGCUUUUUUCAUGCUGGUCUGUUUUAUGUAUCUGACCUAAGAACAAUUUCUGACUUAAAUGUCAGACUUACCUUACAAGAAGCCUGUGUCCUAAACUCAGUGACAUGUUCACAUUUGCGUGCAUGCACACAAGCCUGGUGUGUUUACCUGAGGACUAAAACUUCGUAGUCCCAGUACACACACACACACGAAAGUCUUACACUGAUAGCCAAAUGCUAUAUUUCUUUGUCAUUCUAAGAAACCUUGCUAAGACAGGAGCUCACAUUUGCACUUGUUACGCAUAUGGCAAAAACAGAUGUCUGUAGUUGCCAUUUUAGCCAUGGAAAAUCAAUCAUAUGGGGCUUUAGCUAGCACCUGUUUGUCUUUCUGGGAGGUCACUCAGCCUUAGUGCAUUUAGUACUGUUUACACGGUACUCCCUAGGAUGCUUUUCAGUUGUACUUUAGAAAUGUAAUUGUGUUAGAACAGUUGCCAACAAAGAACCCUAUCAAUGCUGAACACCCGUGGCAAUUAACAGCCACCUCAUUGCUACAGCGCCCGCCAUAGUUUCUAGCAGAAUGCUGUAAGUGGCAGGUAAACUUGACACAGAAAUUAACUAAUGGUGCAUGUUGGGAAUGGAAACGACAGCAUAUUCAUAGGAAUCUCAUUGUGCUGCUUCUGUACACACACAGAAUAGUUCAGCAGCGCUGCAAAAGUGAAGUAUACGGUGUGCAACUACAGUGCCUUCUGUUUUCAGACACUUAACCCUGCAGUCAUUUCAUAUACUUGAUUUUCAAGGACUGAAAGCACCUACAAUUUCCACUCAGGUGCACCUCUAAGUACAACCUGGCUGUCCCUGAAAAGCAGAUUUUAAUGUAAUUUUGGUGUACAGGAAUGGGAAAUCUGUAGCACUUGAAAAUUUCAGAGGGAAUACACUAAUCCAAAGAAAUGUAUUACAGAAAAGGAUUUUCCUUCUUUUUAUAUUGGCCUUUUUAUAAAAUGCUGUAAGUUUUCUGUUUGCUGCAUGCAACAAUAGCAGUGACUGACAACCAAGGUAGCAUGGCAGACAACUCCUGGGAUUGAUGUACACCUCAGAAAGUAGUGCAUCUUUGCAUAUAGACAGCCUCUGAUUUAUGAAGAACAUUGCAAUAACAUUGCCUGGUUUCUCUUUCCUGGACUGUCAGUAACGCCAGGCAAAAUAUAUGGGGCACAGUUCUGACCUUAUUAGGAUCUGAUGCAAAAAUAAGUCUGAAUGAGCUUUUCCAGUGACUUUUCUGUGCGCUUCGUCCUCUCACUGGUGGCAGUAAGGACAAACUACUGAGUACAAGAGAGUAACAUUAGAGAAUCAGGCCUGUAAACAAGCUGUGUUAAACAUAUGUAGCAUCUCUCACCUGUGCAGAGUCAAGCAGCAUUGGUAGUAUUAGAAAGGAGGCAGAAAACCUUGGAGUUUGCAUUGGUAAGGGAAAGAUGCAUCUGUUAUUGAUUCAUGACAUUACUUCAGGGCCAUGCUGAUUUAAUCUGUUGUAGUAAUAGCCCUCAUCAGUAAAUGAAGCCAUGGGUGAAUGAGAGCUUCAUCUAGAAGAGGAAGCAAGUAGCAGCGCGCAAAUAUCCGCUCAGAAAUGCCAAGGGCACUGGAAGCCCUUACAGAACAUGAAAAACUCAUCUGUAACAGAAGUACACUGCUGUGAAGUGAUGGAAACGCAGAUACUGCCAGAUUUAGCAAGUUCUCUAAUACUUUUGAAUAUCUCUCAUAAAAAAAAUUAAUUCCAUGUAAUCUUUCUUAUGGGAAACUAAGGGGGCAGACCUCCCAUUUUUGCACUCCUGCUCCUUAGAAGAGGUUAACGGUAACCCUGAAUUCACAGAUGUGCGAUCCCGGUGCUUUCUGAACUGUCACCCUUUCCCUGCUCCAAACAUCAGAUUGUUAUUUUUUCUGCUAUAAUGGGAAUGGCUGAAUAAUUUGAAGUAACAUUACAGACUGAGAAGGGGCGUGUUCUGCUUUGCUGGAACUUCAUGUUUUCCUUCUGCGGGCUGAUAACAGCUCCCAUUCAACAUUUCUGAGCUACUCAGCCUGUUUUUUCACUUUCACUCUGGUCGGUCAAGAAUAAUUUUUCUACAGUAAGGAAAAAUGGCAGUUGAAUGUGAGGACGAGCAGGAUUUUACACACAGCAUGAUGGAGAACUGGCUUACGUCCAACCCUGAGCGACAGCACGUGUUAGGAGCGGCCCUUCCCAGAACUCUGUUCUCUCUGCCCUUCCCCAGUGGGGAGCCGAGAUCUGUGGGGAUUUCCUGAGAAAAGUUGGCUGACAUGAAGUUCUGAGACCGCAGAGUUCACACCGCCGACAAGCCAAGGUGGCGGAAAGAUGCGAGCGCCAUGACCUCUAAGGAUGUUUCAGGCAAAGCUAAUAGUAACUGGAGAUGACUUUGGCUACUGCCCUCAGAGAAACCAAGGCAUCGUGGAGUGUUUCCUAGCUGGAGCUGUAUCUAAUGUGUCCCUUCUGGUCAAUGGAAGUGCUGCAGCAGAUGCAGCCAAACUGGCAACGAGAUACAACAUCCCCAUAGGACUGCACGCCAACCUCUCUGAGGGCUCCCCUGUAUGUGAGGCGCUCAAGACAAACUCUUCUCUGCUCAGUGAAGCUGGAUUUUUUCAUGGGAAAAUGGGAUUCAGAACAGCUCUAUCAAAAGGCCUCCUAAAUAUGUCAGAGGUGAAGCAGGAGCUGAAGGCCCAGGUGGAUCUGUUCCAUGAGCUAACAGGCCACCUACCUCCUCACAUGGAUGGACACCAGCACAUUCACGUUCUCCCAAAGGUCAGGCACGUGUUUGCAGAAGUGUUAGAGGAAUAUGGGAUUGAAUACACUCGUGUCCCAAUAGAGCCAGGCCUUCAUAACUGUGACUGGAUUGAGCCAUCCCUGAUGGACUUCUAUGUGGGAGUAGAAGAAGAUUCUCUGAAGACAGUGGAUGUGUUUACAAAGCAUGGAAUAAGGUGGCCAGACAUUUACAUAGGUUUGAGUACCAUGGGCAAGAACAUGUCUGUGAGUGCCAUCCAGAAUGCCAUAGACACCGCCAUUGUGGAGUUCACAUCCAAGAUGCCUGCACACCCAGUGCCACAGCGCAGGACGGUGACGAUUGAACUGAUGGUGCACCCAGGGUACCCAAGCGUCCCUCCCAUCGGUGGCUGUGGGGAAGGACCGGAUGAUUUCUCACAGUCCUGGGAGCGCCUGCAUGAACUCCAGACAUUAAUCAGGCCGGAGCUGCAGAGCCAUUACAAAACAAGGAACAUUCAGCUUUGUUCAUUCAAGGAUCUGUAAAUAUACAUAUUUGCAUACCUGCGUUUGUACUUCAAGGGUACACAGUUGCUAAUGUCCCCGUAAGCCGGACCACGUUCCCAGCCUUUGUAACACUUUGUGAGUCAGUCAUAUUCCAUGUGAACCUUCAGCCUGAAAGUCCUUGUCCUGUUUGUUCAUUUUAAUUCCAGUCAUGAAAGCAUCUGAGCUGCAAUGAGCCCCGUACAUAUUGCUGUGUUUAACUGCAUUUUAAGAUGUAGACGUGUUACUGACUUUCUGUGUGGCACUUUCUUCUUUCAGACUGUUGAUGCUCAUUUCCUGUGCAAAAGCAAUCUACCUAACAUCAUUUUAAAGCGUUUUUUAAAUACUAAAAAAAAUUAAUAUUGCCAUCUUUUCUAAGCAAAAAAAUAGUCAAGUCUUUUUCUGUUGUAAUGCAGUGUGAGCAGAAAGCACUCAGGUAUCUGCUCCAGGCGCAAGGCCCUGCAGAGCUGGGAGGGCAUCUUUGUGUCACUUUGGUCACUGGAGCUGUGUGAUCCACCACUCCUGUGCACCUGAGGCAGUGUUUGCUCUGUACAAACACAAAAAAUCAUCAAGGACACUUGGUAAAAUAUUUUCUCAGGCUCUUUCCUAAUUAUCGUAACGGAGCUGAUUUGACACGGGACAGUUUUUUUAUCUUGCCACACUGUGCCCGUGCUGUGCAGAACAGCGGAGUCCUCCCAGGAGCAGUGUGAGCAGCGCCUUGGGUGCUGCAGUUCGCCUCACCGCCAUCUGAGGGCGCAGUUUACGCGGUGUGGAAACAAAACGCGGAAGACCGCAUCUUCAGAGCUGCGGAAGGUAACUGAGGUGCCAGAGCGCGGCUGGACGCGCGAGUGCCAUCUGCUGCCCUGCCGCGUGCUGCAAAGACGGUGCGCCAAUACUGCAGCUCCUUUUCCGCACUGUGACCGUGGUGUGAUGGAUAAUUUAAACCUUAAUCUAAACUUUUGAACUGCGCAACAAUUGGUGACUUUGCGCUGUUCACAACCGUUGGGAUGUAACUUAGCUCAGCUUGUAUGAUUUUCUUCUAGCUGAACGUGGAAAUGAACACAACAGUCUUACCUGAGCAGAAGUUGUUAAGAAAGGCAUUUUAGAAAUACCUCAUUGUCAGAUGAGCAGAACUGAAACCCAAUUUUUUAAAUUGAAAUGAGCUUUAAAUGUGUAAAUGAAUACAGAGCUUCUGAAAGACUGGUAAGUAAGGAACCUUUCCCUUGCACGGAAUGCAUUGAGGAGGUUUCUCAGGGGCUCUUCACAUUCACCACCGAGUUGAGACUGGAAGCACGCACAGGCUGCUGUGAUGCACAACACUGUACACAGAUAGCCGAGGUACAAACAUGAAAUCUCUUUGAAAAUAAAACCAUGCCACAAUGCC
This is a messenger RNA of Centrocercus urophasianus (Greater sage-grouse), 5643 nucleotides long. It is a transcript of the gene YDJC, whose product is annotated as YdjC chitooligosaccharide deacetylase homolog. NCBI's taxonomy places the organism in Eukaryota, Metazoa, Chordata, Aves, Galliformes, Phasianidae. The record is from RefSeq and is a predicted model, not a curated record. The transcript is spliced from 6 exons. Gene Ontology annotation, molecular function: deacetylase activity. Gene Ontology annotation, biological process: carbohydrate metabolic process. Bases 3342 to 4262 code for a protein of 306 amino acids.